Caenorhabditis remanei is the source of this 5703-nucleotide messenger RNA. RefSeq lists its product as uncharacterized. The record is from RefSeq and is a predicted model, not a curated record. Gene Ontology annotation, molecular function: protein dimerization activity. The transcript is spliced from 20 exons. Bases 1 to 5703 code for a protein of 1900 amino acids. Gene Ontology annotation, biological process: negative regulation of vulval development. Lineage: Eukaryota; Metazoa; Nematoda; Chromadorea; Rhabditida; Rhabditidae.
AUGCAAUGUUCCUCAAAUACCACGCGGCAAGACACGAGUCUUCAAAAUGACUCAAUGAUAUCAUCCCCAACCGCCCAAACAAGAGAACCGCCCGGAAUGCUUAGAAAUCAACCGAUAGCCACCACGUUCACACAGUUUCUCUAUGCAAAAAAUCCGAUUGAGAAAUUGAGUCGGAGAACGAAAUUCUCUACUCCACCAACUUCUAUACCAGAUCCACUAUUCGUCGAAUUGUUGUCUAAUUUCUUGAUAAGUGAAGGAAUUCCAUUGGAAGUGUCAAGAGAUUCAACAUUUCAAGACCUCAUCCGUCAUUUCAACCCGAAAUGUAACAUUCCGACUGAAAAUUCAAUGACGGAAUACGUGGAGAAACACUAUGUUAAACCUUUAAUUAAUUAUCCGAAGACUAUUGGACCGAUUAGUUUGACAAUUGAUAUUUAUGAUGAUUUGGAUGAGAAAUUUCUCGUUUUUUCGAUUCACUAUUUUGAGGAUAUUUAUGAAAGAGAGAACGCGGUCUAUUUGAAGAAAAUUUCAGAUAAUAGAAUUGACGCCAUCAACACUCUCAAUACAAUUCGUCGUGCAGUAAACAAUUACUCUUUUCGAGAUGUCAUGUUCAGUUAUUUAGUCGGUUCGAAUCAGGAAAUCCUCCGAAUGAAUGGGUCUAGAGACCUUGUGAACCAAUUUCAUACCUGUUUCUAUCGUAAUAUGUCGAAUUUUGUGACGAACUUGCUGAGAAUUGACAUCUUUUCACAUGGAUUGGAUGUAUUGAGACGAUUUAUUCGAUUAAUAAAAGGAAGUCCGGAUUUAUAUCGGAUGUUUGAAAACUUUCAAUCUGCGAGGAAUCAAGAAACAAACCUGCCAUCAAUGGACAAUGAUUCGUGGGAAAGCACCUACAUUUUUCUAACAAAAUGUCUUCUUCUUCACGAAUCAUUCAUCGACUUCUGCGAACAAUACAAAAUCCGUCUAUACAUGACCGAUAUGGUCUUCAAUCAUCUGAUUCAUCUCCAACGUCUCCUUAGACAAUGCGUGUACUACUGUAGAUCUUUGAGCACUCCGAGUAGUUCUAUCUCUCAAAUUAUACCUGCAAUCGAAGGAUUACGACGACUGAUUGAUAGGGAAUUUCUAUUUCAACAAGAGAAAGUUCAAGAAUUGUUGGAUUUAUCCUUCGGGAACUAUUCUGGAAAUAGUUAUGAAGUAGCUGUUUUAUUGGAUCCUUUAUUCUCAUACACUGACAUUUUCCCGGAGGAAAAAUGGAAAUAUUUGGAGAAUUUAGUCAUCGAAGAGUUCGUCAAUACCGAUUGGAAAUGGACGGUACAUUCUGGUAUUCUGGAUGCCACGAUGAUGAAUUCGAGAGAGCGAAUCACUUUUAUCAGCUCAGAAAUAACGAUUUAUCGACAAUUUUCAAUGAGAGAACGUCCUGAAGAGUCUGAUUGUCCAUUUCUCUGGUGGGCGGAGCGUCAAUCUCAAUUCGAGUUUUUAUCUGUGAUGGCGAGAGAAUACUUUUCGUGUCCAGCAGUCUCCAUCGAUGCCUCCUUCUACUUUUCGGACGGCGGAAAACUUCAUAGAUUAAGCAAGAUGUAUUCAGGACAACAACUAGAACAAAGUCUGAAUCUCGCCGCAUCUCAUCAAGAGUUUCGAGGAAAAGGAGCGUCGGAAGACGAUAUUACUUACAGUAUGAUUGAGAAGUUGGAUGGGUUAACACGAAAACCGAAAACACCAUAUUUUCAAACUAUCAGAAAAGUCGUCUCGAAUAAACCGGAGCCUCAUAUCUUUGUGCCAACCUUGCUGCCAUCAUCGAUUGAGGAAUCAGAUGUGAAAUUGGAGUCAUUCAAUCCGUUAGAACCACAUUUUGAUACGACAACUGCGACAACUAAACAUAAAUCGAAGCCUCGCACACGUUCACAUUGCAGUAUUUGUAAUGAUUCGAAGGCUUCUGAAUUACUCUGGUAUUUCAAACGAAGAAUUGAACGACUUAUACUUGUUCUUGGAUGUCUGUCCAGAGGUUUUUUCACUGUUAUGUGCGCCGAAGAAAUGAUGAGAAAGUAUAUGUUCUAUGUAUGCAGCUGUCAUAUUUGGGAGACGAUUGAGGAGAUUUAUGAAAAGUUGGAGCUAAAGGCCCCGAAAGAUCUCUAUUCGUGUUCUAUGGAGCUAUUCGAGAAUAUGUUUAAUUCUGUAGCACAUCUGAAUCCUGGAAUGACAAAAGAUGAGUUUCAAGAGGCGCUUUUCGAAUUCUUCAUCAAAUAUGAGAAUGUAAGAGAAGAGAAUGAAACGAGACCCCAAUUAUCAUGGAAUAAAGUUGCAAAAGUAAAGGAAGAACCUUCUCGAGUUCCAGAAGAUGACGAGGACGAAGUAGAUCCAUUGAACCCAGAACUGACUAAUUCCUACGAUCUAUCUACCCCUAGAAAUCGUCGCUGUACAAUCUGUAGGCUAUUGAGAGGGCCAGGAGAUAUCAAAUCAUUCAGAAGAGAAUGUGAUCGACUACUGAUUAUCAUUGGAUGCCUCGUUGGAGAAUCAAUCAAUGUUCGUCAAGCCGAGGCGCUCAUGAGGAAAACCAAUAUAUAUGUAUGCAACAAUCAUAUUGAGGAAACUCAUAGAGAGAUUUAUAAGAAAUUGUGCUCGGCUGAAUCAGAUCUUGGUGGUGAACCGGUGAAGAUUCAGAAGAUGAUGGAUACUGUAACACUUUUGAUGCCAGAGCUAGAAUUAUCGACUCUUCAACGAAUGCUCAACGAGUUUUUGAAUAAAUACAAUUAUUUGAUGAGCGAGGAACAGAAAUACGUUUCGAAACCACAGGAAUCGGAAGAAAAAGGCCAAGAAAACGAGUCUCUAGAUGAAGGCGAGGAGUCUGAUUACGAUCCAGAUGACUCGGAUUAUUCCCCAGAUUCAACAUGGCCAAUGAAGAAUCUUCCAGAAGAAUCCACGUCAUCUGCAAAAAAAUCUAGAAAAAGAAAGGAUUCGGAUGAAAAUUGGGAGCCAAGCAAAAAGAAACAGAUGAUGACAAGAUACGAAAGAUCUCAGUAUAUCGAUUAUCUAGCAAAUCUCAACUCUGUAAUUUGCGAAUAUAUUCCGAAGCAACUUUUAAAAAAAUACCACAAUAUGGGUCUGUUCGGGUAUCGGGGUGCAUUGGAUUUCAUUCGAAUUAUCAUGAAUAACUCAAAUAAUAACAUUCGAAUGUACGGAACGGCUGAAGAGUUGGAGUCGGAUUUGAGAAGAUACUGGGAUUUAUAUCCGCAUCAUCUAAGAUUUGAUUUGAAGUGGAUAGAAACGGGACGCAUGAUUCCCACAAAGUUUCGAAAUUUGAAAGGAGAAUUAUUUUACUGUAAACAAGAAUUGUUCUUGCAUUUCCAGGUGGCGACGUACACUGCUUUCAGGGACACUAGCAAACCAAUUCCAGAAGAGUUCAAAGAGUAUUUGAACAAGCAUAAGGCUCGUCUAUUUGGAUGCUACGAAUUUGUGAAAUACGACCAAACAAUUUUUGAUGAGUUGAAAAAUACAUUCUUCCACUCAGAAAAUUUGAAUGACUUCGUAUACUCCCCAGACGAAAUUACGAUUCUACCGCGUCGUUGCGUCCUUGUCCCCGCUCCUCCCGAUGUGAACACUUUCGAAAAACUCAUCAAAGAUUAUCCAGAUGUAUUUUUGUCGAAUUGUGAUGUGAAAGGUGCCAAGCUGACUGCAGUUGUAAGAAUUUUCGAAGAUGAUGAUUUCAAUAAUGAUCAAAAAACGAGAAAUCUGGAAGAAGUGUUCACAACAUAUCGAGAUUUCAUCCAAGGAAUUGAAUUCAUUCGAUGUCCAAUCCAUCGAACUAAGCAUGCAGCUGUUCCUAUAGCGACACCUACCGGAGGUCGUUGCAUUCUAGUUGCUGAUUUUCUCAUGGAGACAGUUCGCCUAUUGAUUUUCGGAUUGAAUAUUUUCCAGAAGCUGAAGAAAAACACGUGGCAUUUGAUGGAAGAAUUCGUAGAUACUUUAGAGAAAAUCAUUCCGGCAGAGUUGGAUGGCACCAGUUUCAUCGAUCUCAAUAUCGUCAAUGAAUUCAGACGGGAAACGGACGAAUAUUGGAAAGAUUUCGAGGAAAAUCCGGAAGUUGUAGAAGUUCGAGAAGUCGGAGAGAACGGAUUCACAUCUAAAGACUUGGAAGAUGAACUGAAAUAUCUCGGACUGACUGAUGUGUUCCCGAAUAUUCUGCAUUUUGCAAAAGGCAUCGUUCCAUCUAUGGUAGCUGAAAAAAACGGAUUGGGAUUGAAAACAAGUGAUAUGUUUGAUGCAUUAGAAACAUGUCAGAUUGGGUCGUUUUUUUAUUGUUUUCCAAAAAUCCUGGAUAUCAUUAAGACCCAAUCAUUGUGCUCCACAAACACGUGUUUGGCCUCAGUUCCAACUAUGAAGACUUCGCGUUGUAUUCAGAUGAAAAAAGAAGACGUCACAGCGAAAAUAGAGGAAAAGUGCGCGGUGGCAGGUUUACAAAACAUUGAAGAUUCAAGUGUCGAGCAGAAAGUUUCUGUGAAAGGAACUCCCGACUCUGAAAAGAAGAUAAUCCGCUCCAAAAGUUCAAAAACUGAAAUCAAACAACAAUUUUCGAAACUUGUAUCUCCAGACAAACCAUCGAUAUCAGAAGAGCAUCAAGUACCUGAGAACAAGCAGCCAACGAUCAAGAAUUGUGAAAAAUGUUAUCGAACAAGUCAAUGGUGUAAAACAGCUCAGGACGCUCAGAAGGCGGCUGAAAAGAGAGCAGAGGAAUAUGAGAAAAAGGCGAAAAGAACGGAGGAAUUGGAAGGAAUUGUGAAGAAAAUGAAGAAAGAAAUGAAGGAAUUGAGGGAGAGAGAUCAGAAGAUCAAUGAGGAAAAUGAGAAAAUGAAGAAGGAAAUGGAGAAAUUGAGGGAGAAAGUGAAGAAGUUGGAAGAGGAUAAUGAGAGAUUUCGGAGACAAUUGGCAGAAGAAAAGCACAAAAAUGAGACCCUCGAUGUUGGAAUGAAACAAUUGAAGAGCAUCAUGAAUGCAGAUAGAUUGGAAUCGGCACUGAGACAAAAUCAUUUGGAAGAGGAUUUAGGAAGAAGAGAUCGGACUAUUUUGGAACUUCGGGAACGCUUGGCUUCUCAACUCAAGAUGAUUCCUAUAAACUCGACAGUUUCUAAUGACGUUACUGACACUUUGGGACAAUUUAUAUCUAUAUCUAACUGCAAUAAUUGGAGGGAAAUGCUCUCAGAACUUCAAAAACUCAAAAAUACAUUCCCAACAGCUGAUUUAAUGGCAGAAACGAAGAACAUGAUUGAUAGAUUCGUUGCUCAUACCAACCUUCCCGAAUCAAAACAAUUGGCCGAGUAUGAGAUAUUCCAAUUGUCAGCUUCGAUCCGCAUUUAUCUGGAAACACUGGACAUCAAUAUUAUGAAAAUUGAGAAAACCAACGAUUGCUCUGAUCUAUUGCCUCUCCCACCGUAUCCCCGUUUGUCUACCAAGUUCUUGAAUCAAUAUUGUGAGCAAGUGGACAAUCAGCUCGAGAUGCCAUCCGAUUCUGGCUUCCAUCGUCGUCUUGCAGACACUGGUCUCGACACGAACACUCACUGCUACAUCUGUUUUGAAGAGUUCGAAGGAAAACUGUAUGUAUGCAAGGGAUGUAAAAAGAAGACACAUGAGAAGUGUUGUUCGAAAUGGUUGCUGCACGAAAAGAGUUGUCCGUAUUGUCGAGAAAAGAUGCUCCCACCGAAGAUCGGAUCGAAAUGA